AUUUUAUUUUUGCUGCUUUUUCCAAUCGUUUUCCCCCACAUUUUAUGCAUGUUGAAUUGAGUUGUACUUAAACGAACAUGAAAGAUGUCUGAAGAAUGUAAGAUUGAUAUCAAGUCAGAGUAUUUGGAUCCUGGCAUUCACGAGGAGAGUGAAGAUGGCUUCAGUUAAUCUGAUGGUGGUAUCAAGACAGAAUCCGAUGAGAUGGCAAGUGGUCACCGUGAUUCAUCUGAUGACAUUGAUUCGAGUGAUCAGCCUUGUCAGCUCAGUUCAAACAUUGAAACGGAGGUGGAGUUUGGUGAUCCAUUAAAUUCAAACAUUAGAACAGAGCUUGACACUACUGGUAAUCAAUCAAGUUCAAACACUGAACAAGAGCCAUGUGAUCCAUCUGAUAUGUCUGAAACUAGUGAGAGUGACGGUGCUGAGCAGGCCAAAGUGAAUGAUCCAGAAUAUGAUCUUCCUGCUAAUGCCAAGGACAAAGUGAAAUUAGAACCCGAUGAUGAUGAAUCGGAGCCAAUUCAACCAGGUUCUGAACUAGGUGAUUGGGAUGGCGCCACUAAUGUGUUGCUACCUACACCAAGGCCCGUUCCAGUGCGUCUUUUGCCAGCAGCUGGGAGUCCUGGUCUAUUGAGAAUUGAUGUCGAGGACUCGCUCCACCCUGUGCCGAGGAGAUUAGUGAAAGAGGAACCGAAAGAAGAAGGCAUGGAAAUGGAUGAGAGCUCAUACGGUUUUGAUUCAGAAACAGAUAUAGAUACUCAGGAUGUGGAAGCAGCUGAAGACAAUACUGUUGCAUCUUUCAACCCUGACUGUGCUAAAAUCAAGUCUGAAAAUCACAAGAAGGAGGGAGAUUUGUUGUUGAAAAAUUCACUGGAUAACAGGACUGCCACAAAGAAGGAAAAGGCUAACACGUGUGGCAUCUGUCAUAAACUUUUCACCACAAGACAUCUUCUAAUUCGACAUGAGCGUAUUCAUACUGGCGUAAAACCAUACCGCUGUGACAAGUGUGAUAAAGCAUUCACGGAUCGCAGUAAUCUCGUUCAUCAUCAACAUAUUCAUACCGGAAAAAGACCUUUUGCCUGUGACCAGUGCGACAAAACAUUUACAUUCAAUUAUCUACUUGGCAGGCAUAAACGUAUUCAUACAGGAGAAAGAACAUUUUCCUGUGAUCAGUGUCAUACGGCAUUUACAUUCGAUGAUCUGAUUGCCUUGCACAAAGGUACGUGUAUGCAUACUGGAGAAAAACCAUUUACCUGUGACAAGUGUAGUAGAACAUUCACCUCUCACAGCAAUCUUGCGUCACAUGAAUGCACUCAUUCAGUGCAAAGGCCAUUCGUCUGUGGCAUAUGCGAUAAAAAAUUUACAAGUAAAAGCGAUCUUACAACACAUGGUCAGAUUCAUACCGGCGAAAGACAAUUUGACCAGUUUGAUGGAACAUUUGUAUCUGAUAGCCAACUUAACAAACAUGAACAGAUUGCUACAGGACAAAGAUCAUUUGCCUGUGAGCAAUGCGAUAAAAAAUUUCUCACUGCAAGCAUUCUUGCGCAACAUAUAGUUAUUCACUCCGAUGUCAGUGAUGGAAGAUCUUUUGCUUGUGACCAGUGUAAUAAAACUUUUACAGGUAAUAAAGAUCUUACCAGGCAUAAGCUGAUCCAUUCAGGAGAAAGACCAUACACCUGUGACCAGUGCGAUAAAACGUGUAACACGCUGAGCAAUCUUGCGCAACAUAAAAUCAUCCAUACUGGAGAAAGGCCAUUUGCUUGUGACCGGUGUGAUAAGACGUUUGCACGCAUUAGUGGUCUUACCACUCACAAAAGAAUUCACUCGGGAGAAAGGCCGUAUAAAUGCGACCGCUGCUGGUCGGCGUUUAGGUCCGGAGGUGAUCUUUUACGUCACAUACGCACCCAUACAGGAGAAAAACCAUAUCAGUGUCACCAGUGUGGUAAAACAUUUAUCUCUGCGAGUGAUCUUGGAAAACAUCGACGUAUUCACACAGGAGAAAGACCAUGGGCCUGUGACCAGUGUGGUAAAAGAUUUUUGCGCAAUAGGGAUCUUGUCAAGCAUAGACGCAUUCACACAGGGGAACGACCCUUUGCUUGUGACCUGUGUGAUAAAACAUUCACAACCCGGGGCAAUCUGGUGUCACAUAAACUAAUACAUUCGGGAGAGAGGCCAUUUGCUUGUGACGUGUGUGGCAAAAGAUUUGCUCGCAGUGGUGACCUUACCAGCCACAAGCAGAUUCAUUCUGGAGAAAAAAAAUUCAAAUGUGACCAGUGCUGGUCGGCAUUUAAUACUAGAAGUAGUCUCUCACGGCAUGUACGUAUUCAUACAGUAGCAAUACCAUUCGGCUCUAAUUCAGUUGAAAAAAAAAUUCCCUGUGACCAGUGUGAUAAAAUGUUUGCACACAAUUGUGUCCUCACUAGCCACAAGCGUAUUCAUACAGGAGAAAGACCUUUUGCGUGCAACCAGUGUGAUAAAACAUUCACACAGCGUGGUAACCUUUUUCAGCAUCAGCGUAUUCAUACGGGAGAAAGACCAUUUGCAUGUUGCCAGUGCGAUAAAACCUUUACGUGCAAUAGAGAUCUUACCAGACAUAAACAGACUCAUACAGGAUACAGACCAUUUGCCUGUGACCAGUGCAAUAAAUGUUUUGUACACAAUAGUGAUCUUACUAGCCACAAGCGUAUUCAUACGGGUGAAAGACCAUUUAAAUGCGACCUGUGCUGUUCAGCAUUUAUUACCAGAAGUGAUCUGUUACGGCAUGUACGUAUUCAUACUGGAGAGAAACCAUAUCAGUGUGACCAGUGUCAGAAAGCAUUCACUACUAAAAGCAAUCUCGCAUCACAUAAACGAAUCCAUUCUGGAGAAAGAUCAUGACUGUAUUGUAAUAAAUCUCGUCAUUUGUGGAAAAACAACAUACUGUGUGAAUGCUGUUGAGCAAGUUGAGUCACAACUGUAGCACAUCGAGACCACUUACAUAUAACAUAGGCCUUUUUACAGAUGCCUCUCAACGGCCUUCAUUCAUUGACACAGUUGGUUUAACCACUGGUACGCUGGUUCAACCACUGGUACGUUGGUUCAACCACUGGUGCGUUGGUUCAACCACUGGUGCAUUGGUUCAACCACUGGUGCGUUGGUUCAACCACUGGUGCGUUGGUUCAACCACUGGUGCGUUGGUUCAACCACUGGUGCGUUGGUUCAACCACUGGUGCGUUGGUUCAACCACUGGUGCGUUGGUUCAACCACAUUUGUUCAACAUGUUAAAAAUGUGACUGCAGAAUAAAGUAAUUAUAUUCAA
This is a messenger RNA of Lineus longissimus, 3292 nucleotides long. RefSeq names its product zinc finger protein 271-like. Lineage: Eukaryota; Metazoa; Nemertea; Pilidiophora; Heteronemertea; Lineidae. Bases 202 to 2871 code for a protein of 889 amino acids. The record is from RefSeq and is a predicted model, not a curated record. The transcript has 4 exons.